AUGAGACUUGUAAUUUAAAAGCAAUCAUUUAUUAAAAUCAUAUAUCUUCAUGUAACAAUAAUUAAAUAAUUAUAAAUUUAAUUGAAUACUUUAUAACUGUACAACAAUAAUCAACAAUUUAGUAAAUUUGAUUUUCAAUACAUUAAAAUAUAAAUAGAUAAAAAAAUUCAUACAAAAAAAGAAGUUGAGUAAUGAGUUCAUUAUUACAAUGAUCCUUAUUAUCAUAAACUUUAAUAUAUUAAAUUUUAUUUAUGUUAUCAUUUUAAGAAUUAUCUUCAAUAAAUAAAUAAAUAUAAAACAUAAUAUUUAUUUAAAAUAAAUUAAAAUCAUCUAAAAAUAAAAUUAUUUUUAUAAGUCAAAAUUUAAAAUAAAAAAUUAAAUUCGAUAAUCCAUUACAAUAAAAAACCAUAAAAUUGUAAGAAUCAUAUGAAACAGAUUAAUAAAUCAAAACUAUAAUUGUAAAUGAUAAUUUGUGAUAUCGAUUAACGGUAUUACACACAGCUUCUUAAGAAAUAGUUCUUUGAUGAUAUACUAUUAUUUAUAGAAAGGAAUAGGAAUAGAAGAUAAUAAAGGUUCAUCUCGAUUACAUUGGACUACUUAUUUAAGAACAUAUAAUGCAGUAUAUAUUUAAUCUCAUUGAAUGCUUAUUUCAAUCUUCAAGAUAUAAAUACUUAAGUUACUCCUUUGCAUUUAGCAACAGUGUAAGCUAAUUCUAAAAUAUUUCGAGAACUUUUAUAACAAUCGUUUAAUAAAAGAUUUUAACAGAAAAACUCCCUUAGAAUUAGAAAUUGA
This is a messenger RNA of Paramecium sonneborni, 792 nucleotides long. The record is from the annotation of a GenBank genome assembly. Lineage: Eukaryota; Ciliophora; Oligohymenophorea; Peniculida; Parameciidae.